AAUCCACCGACGCGCAGUGCAAGCUAAAUAGCGCGUUGUAUAAAAAAACUAAAUUUUGAGGAAAAUUCCCAAAGUGAGGAUUCAUUUCACACUCAGAUCUUCUUCCUUCACUUCCAUCAUCUCUCUCAAUCUCGACUAUAGUAAUGUACGUAUAGCUCUGCGUUUGGAUUCCGGUUGAUUCAAUAAUUCUACUCCCCUGAAGGUGACUAACCCUAUUCAAAUGGCUCGCCAUGGACAUCUACCUUCAGUAUUUCUCCUGAUCUUCUCGUUAUCCUUGAUCCAAAGCGCUCUCGUUCACUCUAAAACCCUCAAACGUGACGUGAAAGCUCUGAAUGAAAUUAAGGCAUCUCUUGGAUGGAGAGUGGUGUAUGCAUGGGUUGGAGAUGAUCCUUGUGGUGAUGGUGAUUUACCUCCAUGGUCUGGUGUUACAUGUUCAACGCAGGGUGAUUAUAGAGUAGUUACUGAAUUGGAAGUUUAUGCUGUUUCAAUUGUUGGCCCAUUUCCUACUGCUGUCACUAAUUUAUUAGAUCUUACUAGACUGGAUCUGCAUAAUAACAAGCUGACCGGCCCUCUUCCUUCUCAAAUUGGGCGUUUGAAGCGUCUUAAAAUAUUAAACGUAAGGUGGAAUAAGCUGCAAGAUGUCAUUCCACCUGAAAUAGGUGAACUAAAGCAGUUAACACAUCUCUACCUAAGUUUUAAUAAUUUCAAAGGCGAAAUACCUAAGGAGCUUGCUAAUCUUCCUGAACUUCGUUAUCUCCAUCUGCAUGAAAAUCAUUUUAUUGGACGAAUUCCACCUGAACUGGGUUCCUUACAGUAUCUUCGACACCUGGAUGUUGGUAACAAUCGUUUGGUUGGAACUAUAAGAGAACUCAUACGUAUUGAAGGAUGUUUUCCGGUUCUCCGCAACCUAUACUUAAACAAUAAUUAUCUUACUGGAGGCAUUCCAGCGCAACUUGCAAAUCUGACGAACUUGGAGAUCUUGUAUCUAUCCUACAACAAGAUGACAGGAGUUAUACCAUAUAGCAUUGCUCAUAUUCCUAAGUUAACUUACUUGUAUCUCGAUCAUAAUCAAUUUUCUGGGAGGAUUCCAGAUGCCUUCUACAAACACCCUUUCUUGAAGGAAAUGUACAUUGAAGAGAACACGUUCCGGCCUGGUGUAAAACCAAUUGGCCUGCACAAAGUGCUAGAACUUUCGGACGCAGAUUUCCUUGUUUAGAAAAAGCCAACUCCAGUUAUUUGUUCAUGAGCAAAGUGUACCUAGGUUGUCGAAAGAAGCAGCCGGUCCCUGUUCUGUCAAGUAUCUAUUCUUAGUUGCCAGAUGAGAAAAAAGGUUCCAUCUUUUUUGUGCAAAGAAGUAAUCAACCAAACUUAGUUGCGGUUGCUGUAGUUAAAUAGUACCACGUUAUGAAUCAU
Molecule: messenger RNA, 1413 nt
Organism: Solanum verrucosum
Lineage: Eukaryota; Viridiplantae; Streptophyta; Magnoliopsida; Solanales; Solanaceae
Product: probable leucine-rich repeat receptor-like protein kinase At1g35710
Exons: 11
Coding region: 221-1216 (331 amino acids)
Molecular function (GO): protein binding
Source: RefSeq, a predicted model, not a curated record